This is a messenger RNA of Helobdella robusta, 771 nucleotides long. RefSeq lists its product as hypothetical. Bases 1 to 333 code for a protein of 110 amino acids. NCBI's taxonomy places the organism in Eukaryota, Metazoa, Annelida, Clitellata, Rhynchobdellida, Glossiphoniidae. The transcript is spliced from 5 exons. The record is from RefSeq and is a predicted model, not a curated record.
AUGGCUUUCCCAUCGGAGGCAUCGUGCAACGAGGAGCAGUUGGAAGUGUGCAGAGAUCCAGAUCCCUUCACGAACAGUAACUGGGGCGAAUGUAGGCACAAGCCCUACAUGGAGUUCAGUCACUUGUGCGUCCAGCAACAACAACAAAAACACAACCAACAACAACAACCUUAUCUAAACCAUUCAAAACGUUCAACACUUGAGAAGAACGACGACACGACAACACUUUGCUGUCGCUACCACCAAGAUUGGAAUCACUUUCGUUGUCAAGGAAGCGAUGAUGUCAUCGAUAAAAAUUUAAACGGAAGUAACAAAGUCGUUGACAUGAAAUAAUUGAAACAUCUAGCUUUCCAUUAAAACGUCAUAGACAACAAAACAUCUUAUAUGGCAAAACAACAAGACAGCAUCAAAUCAACAACAGCAAGACAACAUCAAAACAAAAUAACCAAAAGACGGCAUUUCGAAUUCAUGUCGUUCCUUCAAUUAGCAUUCAUUGUCCUGUGUCAUUUAUCCGUUGAACGAUCUUUAUUGUCUCUCAAUAAAGAAAAUUUCUAAACAUUUACAAGGUAAUUAUUACAAAAUCUGGUUACAAAAUAUUCUCGUCGUUGUAAUACACACAAUCCUUAUAUUUCUAGACGCUAACAACAAGGUGUAGAAUGUUAUUUAUAACGAAUUUAAUUGAAAUAUUUUUUAAUGCUUCAUUUGUUUUACACCAAACGUUCAUUUCACAAACUCAAUAGAUUUUUUUCACCACAAUCAAGCAAAUGGUUC